Amoebophrya sp. A120 is the source of this 387-nucleotide messenger RNA. The record is from the annotation of a GenBank genome assembly. NCBI's taxonomy places the organism in Eukaryota, Dinophyceae, Syndiniales, Amoebophryaceae.
AACAGAAGGAACUGAUGCAUACCGCAUUCCGAUUCCGCCACGGGUACUCAUUCCAGUGGAAAAUCGCAGAAAGAAAUUUCGGGGUGAUUGGAUUCAGCCAACGGUUGUGCUUUCGGUGCCCCGCUUUAUUCCCGACCCCACUUCGAAGCUGAUCCAAGGUUCAAGCACAAAAAAAAGCAAGAAGGUCCGUGGUAAAUCUACAGCCCCCGCGCAAGAGGUUUCUCCUCUAGAAACCACGACAUCUUCAAAGGCGAUAGCUCCACCUACGGCGGUGGAAGUAGUUUGUUCAUCAUCUUCUUCGUCGCGGGCAGAACUGAGAAGUGACUUUGAUUCGACACCGGAGCAAGUAUCCAACGGUCCAGAGGUAGCGAAUGGCACUACGACGGC